AUGGAUGUCUUUCUCUCUUUGCCGGCCAAGAGAUGGCGUGGAAUCACAGUAAAGACAGGACGUGUAGUCAACACAAUAAUGGUCAGUAAGAAUGAAUGGACAGGAUUUCAAAUCCCAGGGGAAGGAGAACGAGCGUUUGGGGGCGUCUGGCCCCAGAGCCAGGAUAGGAAGGCAGCAGCGAUUUCGUUCGCGCACCGCGAAAUGAGAUCGCAAUGUGAAACGCCGGGCGUGGAUCACCACAUUGACAGACCAGGGAAUUGGAGCAGAACUGAUGGAGAAGCGCCGCCGCUGGGUCUUCCCUUUGCUCCGCACGUCUUAGAUGUUGGCCAACAUCAAUGGCUUCUGAUAUUGAUAAGCAGUCGGGGGCGAUUGUCUCCCCUGCACCAAGCCGCCAAUAGCCUGACCGAGAGCUCCAGGGGUGUUCAAGCCGGACUCACCUUUGGCUAG
Messenger RNA from Aspergillus neoniger CBS 115656, 447 nucleotides. RefSeq lists its product as uncharacterized. The transcript has 4 exons. The coding region runs from base 1 to 447 and encodes 148 amino acids. Lineage: Eukaryota; Fungi; Ascomycota; Eurotiomycetes; Eurotiales; Aspergillaceae. The record is from RefSeq and is a predicted model, not a curated record.